Messenger RNA from Cuscuta campestris, 867 nucleotides. The record is from the annotation of a GenBank genome assembly. Lineage: Eukaryota; Viridiplantae; Streptophyta; Magnoliopsida; Solanales; Convolvulaceae.
AACUCGAUCUGCUUUAAUUAAUUUCCCCUUAGCUAAGCUUGUUUCUACUACGUAUAUAUUCAUUGUUCCCUCAACUCUGCACUCAUCACAAUUAUACUCCCAUGCACCAACACCAACUUCUUUAGUUCUUCUUCUUCUUCAAGUACAAUAUAUUGUUUUUGAGGACAAGUACAAUAUAUUGUUAAUCAUUCAUACGUACAAAUUUAGCUUUAAUUAUUGCAUUCAUUUAAUUAACUAGUAACAGACAAUAUAAUAUCAUGGCGAUGACUUGUCAAGCUGGUGUAGCAGUGAUCCUAGUAGCCCUCUCCGUGGUUGCUUCAGCCCUUGCGGGUGGGCCCGAUGACUUAUCGAGGGCUUCCCAUGUCGUCCGGGGCACCGUCUCUUGCAUCGACUGUGAUGAUAAUGCUGAUGGCCAUCAAUACCAUCUUUCAGGAAUCAUGGUAUCGGUGAAGUGCGGUGGCGGGAAGCAGGGCACGGUGGCAACAACAAAAGAAGACGGCAGCUUUGAGACGACGACGACCUCUCAUAAUUCACAAUCCGGCGGCUGCCAUGCCAAGAUCCUUGGAGGAGCCCAUCAAAUCUAUGUUCCAAAGGAAACCUCAGAAGAAGCAGCUAAGACUACGGCGGAACCACCAGCUCGCCACGGCGGCGGCAGCUACACAAUCGUGGAGCCGCUAAGGUUUUACAGCCGAUGCCCCAACAAGAAAUGUGAAGCUGCGGCGGGUUCGGAGUUCGGGUCGUCCAAGCCCAUUGAUCUUCCUGACCCCAGUGAAUGGGGACUUGCUCCGACUACCGAUUACAUGCCUUUUAUUCCCAUUAUUGGCAUACCCUAAUUGCCUUUAUUAUUAUUAAAUUACUUGUAUUAUU